GGCAUGUGCUUGGAAUCGGGGCGCCAACCCGCCAGUUAAAAGAAGAAGAAGACCGCAGAGUCGCUUUAUCCUUCACGUGUUUCAGUGUAUAUAAUCUGUGAGAAAAGUCCGAUCAUGGCUGACUUCAGUUCUAGCUUUGAUAUGCCGUCAGCCGGUUCAUCUGAAAACGCCGAUGCCGCGGAGCUUCAGCGUCUUAUUGCUGUAGAGCAGCAGAAAGCUCAGUUUCAAGCGCAGGUUCACAACUUCACGGAUGUAUGCUGGGAUAAGUGUAUGGACAAACCAAGUAGCAAGAUGGACUCACGGACAGAGGCAUGUCUCGUUAGCUGCGUGGAGCGCUUCAUCGACACGACCCUCAGUAUCACGAACCGCUUUACGCAGAUGGUCCAGAAGGGCGCGCAUUGAUUAAAGCACGGACUGUUCUCAAGGGCACUUUACCCUUGUGUCUUGACCUGUUUGCUACCCUGUUGUACGUCGAAGUGAUGGUUUUACUGUUCUUUCUAUAUGCUCUUUUAUAUGCGUGAUCCUAAAUUGUCCCCAAGACCACCAGCCUAUAUUAUAUUUAUGACGUAUGUUAUUACACUUGAGAAGAGAGCACAGGGAUUUGCAACAGUGCUGAUAAAAAAUGUACUUGUGUCAAUACACCUAGUUUAAUUUGCAUAGUACACGUCCUUAAAUCUAUGCAGGAUGUGUACCUGACCUUGCAUGUGAAAUUACUCAGUUUGAGAAUAUUUAGUGAAUAAAAAUGAAUUACUUUUUCUUUAGCAGUUUACCCGGCUUAUGAAUGCACUUGUAGGGAAUCUAGAGGUCUGUUUUUCUGCACAGAUGUCAUCAUACUGAAAUCAUGUCAUAAAUCUGAAAUGUGAUCAACA
Triplophysa rosa is the source of this 869-nucleotide messenger RNA. It is a transcript of the gene timm8b, whose product is annotated as translocase of inner mitochondrial membrane 8 homolog B (yeast). The record is from RefSeq and is a predicted model, not a curated record. Bases 115 to 402 code for a protein of 95 amino acids. Lineage: Eukaryota; Metazoa; Chordata; Actinopteri; Cypriniformes; Nemacheilidae. The transcript is spliced from 2 exons.